This is a messenger RNA of Pocillopora damicornis (cauliflower coral), 2014 nucleotides long. RefSeq lists its product as uncharacterized. The record is from RefSeq and is a predicted model, not a curated record. NCBI's taxonomy places the organism in Eukaryota, Metazoa, Cnidaria, Anthozoa, Scleractinia, Pocilloporidae.
CGAAACAAGUCACGUACCUGUAUUCCAACUGUGUAACCUGGCCGACAAGUUUUUCACAUGUCAAACGGUUACCUGGCUUAGUGGUCACGAAACGGGGAAUGACAGGGAGAACAAAGUAUGUGACUUGAAUUCCAGAUGACUUUAAAACGUCCAGGAGGUAUAUGAUCUGAUGGAAACUGCUUUCGGUUGACUGAUAACAGACUAACAACAUAAACCAAGCGUGAAAUGAUUCACUGGAAUUCUCGACCAAGCCAGGAUGAACUACAAGGUCACGUAGCAGGGUAACGUUAGCCCUUAGGUGAAAUUUUAUCUCGGAGUACAUAUGUGCAGUCUUCUAAAUUGCUAAAAAAAUCUGUCGUUCGUCGUAACUUACUGUACUCUCCUAAAGAAACUCGCUGUCUGUGAGGCUGUCACUUUACCUGUAUCUGGAAUUUGAAGUUGCGCGGUAUGUCAACUCCGCAAAUGCUCGAAUUUUGCAAUAUCCUCUUACGUAACACGAGAGAAAUGUUGUGAUUUUCAUAACUGAUAAUUAGUAAAAAUGCGAGUAAUGUCAAAAACGGGAUUAAACGGAAAAACUAGCCUGCUGUUAUUUUCAUCGUCUCAAAUCUUUUCUUUUUAAUUCACUGGGAGUGAAUUAAAAAAAUAGCUGAAUUUUGAGUUCAAAUCAAUGCAGAGACCGACCAAACGGGCUCCUUUCAGUAAUUAAGCUCAAAGAGCUUUUAUCUAUUGUCCUUACAAUGCUUCCGAUAAAGACUUUCAUUUACAAGUCAUUAGUCAUCGGCGUCGUUCUAGAAUACCUUACCGAACAAUACAAAGUGCCUCUGCAUAAAGACUAAGCGUGAUUAGCUCUAAAGUCUAUAAGACCCACUUUCGCUCUGCACGGCUGCACCAGUUCCUGAAGACCACGACUUUAGAAGUAAUGGAGAACCUUUCCCCAGAAGUACUGAUGUUUCCCAUAACAUCAUUGCCAUUCAUUUUGAACAGCAGACCAGAGCUGCAAGAGGGCUUUCUGCUCGAUUUCGAAAUCAGACCUGGCUGGAUUGUAUACAAUCCAAACGUGGUAACUGUUCUGUCCUGCAAUCAAAUGUUCCAACCUGUGUACGAAUUGGAGCCAAUUUGGAGUUCAGACAAACAAUUGUUUAGAAUCAAAAGUACUGACGAUCUGAAAGACUUGAGGGUCAUGUUGAGCAAGCCGAUAGUGUUCUGUGCCACCAGAAGACAAGAAUGUGAGGCAAUGAUCAACGGAUUUGAUACGGACUUCGUAAUACUGCUGGAUCCUAAACAUCCAAAUGUUGCAGUGCAGAUUCAAAAAGUUGUUGAUCGCGUCGAGGAGCGCCUAAAGUCUGGACAAAAAUUCUGUUUAAAAACCCACUUUUCUGAUCUUUUAGAGGGAUCAACUCUGGCUAAGUUCAAAAGCUUCGUUUACUGGUUUAACGGUGAGUUUUAUAUCACCAACCACUGCAGACCAAACCAGUUCUUAUCAACAAAUCACUGGCUCUUUUGGUGUGCCGUGUUUCCAGUAUUUAUUAUGGCUUCACUUCCCUAUCGCAUCGCAAGGAAAGCUUGUAUUUAUGACGAAGAGAUAACUUUGCAAAUAAGAUUGAAGUUGACUUUUUGUCCAGAAACUGUCCUUGUACUGCAUUUUUACUGUGUGGAUAAACCGUUGCCCGGACGUUACCUUACAAACGAGAAAUUGUUUAUAGAACGUGAAUGUUCUUCCACUGAACUUAAAAAUUUAGUUUGUUUUGAUGCUAAGAAGCUCAGGAAGCAUGAACGAUGUAGUUUUCGUUUGAAGAGGAUUAAGCACAAACUGAUUAGUCUAUUAGAAGUGGUAAGAAAGAAUAAAGCCAAAUGAACCAAACCAUUCUCAGACUUGAAAAGGUACAGCUUUAGAACAAAUGUCAUUGUUGUUUCUUAGCGGAACUCUUCCGCAAAUUUUGAUAGAAAUCAAAUAGAUGGAAUAAAAGAUAGAUAACAAAGUUCUUGAAAUAAACAUAACCUUUGGAACAUUUCA